UGGUGUGCGUACGCAGCCCUAGUGUAUGAGGGAAAAUGUAUCGUCUCGGCCAACAGUUUAUCUCCAAGAUCGCUUUUAAUUCCUUUUUAUCUACAGUGCCGCGGGAGUAUUUUCAUUUUACGAGACGCUGCAAUAAAAAUUGGUCGUGUAUUGGCUGAUUUUUGGUGAUAUUUUUUUUACUUAACUGCACGAAAAUGCCAAGGACCAAGAAAAAGAACAGCCGGGGGGGACAACAUGGAAAUGUCCAGCCUUUCAGCGACGAGGAUGCUUCUAUUGAAACGCUCAGCCGUUGCAGCAGCUUCAGUGACGUCACCAGUGUAGUCGACGAAGGUGGCGAGGCCAGUGAGGACGCCGCACAGGAGGAUUUUCAGUUCAAGCUGAAAGGGUUCAUUGACAGCACAGUGGACAAGAGUGCUAAAACCCGACAGGGGGCUCUGGACGGGCUGAAGACGGCGAUGGCCACACGGAUCUUGCACGAGUUCAUCUCUGACAGAAGGAUGACCAUCACAGACAGCAUCGAGCGCUGUCUGAAGAAGGGCAAGGGAGAGGAGCAGCGAGCGGCAGCGUCGUUGGCCUGCCUCCUGUGUAUCCAGCUGGGCUCGGGCAUCGAAAGCGAGGAGGUUCUGAAAACUCUGAAACCCAUCUUCAAAACCAUCUUGGCAGAUGGAUCCGCCAACAUACAAGCCAGACAGGCUGUGGCCACAGGUUUGGGCCUUUGUACUUUGGUUGCGGAAGAUGACAUUUUGGAUGUGCACGCCACCAUGGAGUGCUUCGAGAACUUGUUCAUGCGGUCCUGCGCGAGGCAGGACGGUACCUGUCCUUCGAUCAGUCCCCAGAUGAGUCAGCUGCACAUCAACGCUCUGCUCUCCUGGGCUCUGCUGCUGACCAUCUGCUCCGGCAGUCAAAUCAAAGAAAUACUACAAAAAUUUUUGCCCAAACUCCCAAGGUUGCUGGAGAGUGACGAUGUCAAUAUGAGGAUUGCUGCAGGAGAAACAAUCUCUUUGCUUUUUGAGCUGGCCAGAGACAUGGACCCGGAGUUUGAUUUUGACCAAUUGGACGAACUCUGCGACAAACUGAACGCACUGGCCACAGACUGUAACAAGCACAGAGCCAAGACGGACAAGAAAAAGCAACGAUCUGUGUUCAGGGACGUUCUCAAGGCUGUUGAGGAGGGCGACUUCCAGUCCGAGACCAUUCGAUUUGGGACCGAGCGUAUGACCAUUGACAGCUGGGUCAGAAAGAGGAUGUAUGAUGCCUUCAGGGAGUUUGUGGGCUCUGGAAUGAACUAUCACCUGCAGGCCAAUGAAUUCAUCCGAGACGUGUUUGAACUGGGACCACCUGUUUUGGUUGAUUCGGCAACGAUGAAGGCUAUGAAAAUAUCUCGUUUUGAGAGAGUAUGUUGUACUGCAGUAGUCACUAGUGUUUUGUUUUCUAUUAAUUUUAAUUGCUUAUUUUUUGACCUUCAUUGA
Messenger RNA from Cynoglossus semilaevis (tongue sole), 1469 nucleotides. RefSeq names its product interferon-related developmental regulator 1 (gene ifrd1). The transcript has 12 exons. NCBI's taxonomy places the organism in Eukaryota, Metazoa, Chordata, Actinopteri, Pleuronectiformes, Cynoglossidae. Gene Ontology annotation, cellular component: nucleus. Bases 195 to 1469 code for a protein of 424 amino acids. The record is from RefSeq and is a predicted model, not a curated record.